Molecule: messenger RNA, 2178 nt
Organism: Aaosphaeria arxii CBS 175.79
Lineage: Eukaryota; Fungi; Ascomycota; Dothideomycetes; Pleosporales
Exons: 2
Coding region: 1-2178 (725 amino acids)
Source: RefSeq, a predicted model, not a curated record
AUGGGCAACGAAAACCACGACGCGGCCAACCACAACACGACCGACAGGCAGGACCACGAUCGAAAUGGCUCGCCGCGCCCCAAUCUCGCCGGUUUCUCGACUCAAAAGGCACAGGACGGCGAUCUGCGGAGGAUAGCAUCGCGAAAUAGCACCAUGAAGCCAACGGGGGAUUCAAACGCCCACGACCACCAACAAUACCCUUCCCACACUCGGGGUUCUAGCUCCCAGGCCACCGCACAUUUGCAACAUCGCACAUCCAUAAGUUCAACAGGCUCUUUCGCGACAAUGGCACGAUCCGAAAGCCCCUUCACCACCGGACCUAGCCAUCCAUAUGGCAUGUACACUCAAAAUACAAUGGCACGUUCGCCUAGCAUAGCAACUGCAUCGACAUCACAACCAACCCGGGGCUCAAUGUCACUAUCGCGCCCAACCCAUCCUUAUGGCAUGUAUACGCAGAACGUUGUGGAGGAUAGCGAACCGCCGCCCCUCCCUGCUGGUGCUGUUGCAACAGCCAUUCCCGUCGGAUUUCCCGGAUUGAACCCUGGCUAUCAUCGGCGACUCGGACCAGAUGGUGAAGAGCAGGACAUUGUUGGACCGGACGGCCACGCCGAGCAGCUGCCUCCUUACUCCCGGUAUCCUACCGAAGGUCCCACAAAGGCUGCUAUGGUGGCCGAAGCAAAUGCAACGCCGGUGGAGCCUUCAUCGCCAGUUAAUGCUUUCGACGACUCACGCGCAAUCCAAACGCCAGUAUCUCCCAUUGCACCCCUACCAAGUGCAUUGACUCCAUUGGAUGAACGUCGCCAGUCCCUCCAGAGGAGAGGCGGUCCUACCGCUUCCGCCGCUGCCGCCACCACUACUUCUCUCGCAGUAUCAACAUCUGUAUCAACAACAUCACUAUCCAACGAACAGCCAAUCUCGGAAAAGCAAGAGACGGAGAAGAAAGCCGAAAGCUGGCGUAGAAAGAAAUUGUGGGGGAGGUUCCCACUGGGCAUUGCCGUGCUUUUGCUCAUCCUGGUGUUGAUCUUCGCCAUCAUCCUCGGUGCGGCAAUUGGCACAUAUGUUGCGAAAAACAAGAGCAAGGACGACAGUGGAAACCGCCCACCGAAGCACGACAAAGAUCAUGAGGAACCGUCACCCCAAGUGACUCCCACCUCUCGUUCUCUCUUCGAUGCCACACCUAUCCCGACCCCCUCUUCUCUAACUCCCUUGCCUGAGGGUGCUUAUGCCCUACCACUUGGUAUCGCUCAGGAGAGCAGCCCCAGCUGUCUCACUCUAGCGAACCAAUUAUCUGCAUGGUCAUGCAAGUCGUCUUUUGCGCCGCUUAUUAUCACUGUCAACAACACCGCAGGUCAAUCAGCCCCCUUGGUCUCGGUUGAAGCCUUCAGCAAACCCGAUGGUGGUACCCAGUUUGGAGUACAGCCGCCUGCGAUUCCUUUCCAGCCGAUUUCGAUGCAGCUCGUUCAGGAUCUAGACUACAAGGCAUUCGGACCAGCCUUCCAUUUUCAUGCCAGAUAUGACAAAGUGGUUGUGCUCGCCGAGGACGAAUUCCUAGCCGGUGUUUCCCUAGGCCAGUCGCAAGACAAGCCUCCGGACAAGCCUCCGUUCCGACACCGUUUCCAGGUGUUACCCGGUGAUGCGCCCUGGUUCUGCUACUGGAACCAGACGUACAUUGAGGGAUACAUCUAUGUCGAAGACAAUUCCACUGCCGCCACUUUCUCCGCUUUCCCAACGGCUUGGCCCACCCAGGCAACUGUUCCAUUCGACAGUACCAUAUUGCCCUUGGUAGCACAGACUGCUUCACCCACUACUGGCACGCAAGGAAGUGUCUCGGUGACGCCAACGCCAACGCCAGCUGCCAAGCGACGAAGCAAACGAGGCGAUGGAGACUAUCCCCGAUUUCCACCCUAUCCCCGCAUCGUCAAGAUUGAAGAACGACGCCUCCCCGACUCCCCACAGCCUUACUGCCAGAAAAUGCGCUUGAUGGACAACGGCAUCUACCUACCGGUGGUCGUCGGAUCGCAGCCUAUCAUCGUUAACCUCCAAGAAGAAGAUCCUACCUUCGACGAGUUCUUCAGUGCCUCGUCAAGCGACUCAGCGAUCGGCCAAUCGGAGCGGCGCUCGCUGACGAAGCGUAGAGAUCCGGCAGGGGCCUGCCAUUGCCAAUGGAUGUUCCAGUAG